This is a messenger RNA of Rattus rattus (black rat), 1491 nucleotides long. Its product is annotated as bile acid receptor-like. Lineage: Eukaryota; Metazoa; Chordata; Mammalia; Rodentia; Muridae. Gene Ontology annotation, molecular function: nuclear receptor activity; zinc ion binding; RNA polymerase II cis-regulatory region sequence-specific DNA binding. The record is from RefSeq and is a predicted model, not a curated record. Bases 1 to 1491 code for a protein of 496 amino acids. Gene Ontology annotation, biological process: negative regulation of transcription by RNA polymerase II; cell differentiation; positive regulation of transcription by RNA polymerase II. The transcript is spliced from 10 exons.
AUGGCAAAUACCUAUGUCACCACGUCUGAUGGGUACUACCUCGCUGAACCCACACAGUAUUAUGAUAUUUUGCCAGAACAACUCCAUUACCAGCUGUGUGACACAGAUUUCCAAGAACCACCCUACAGUCAAUAUUCUACUGCUCAGUUCCCUCCUGCUUUACAGUCCCCGUCUUUACAAAGCCAUUUCAGCACAUAUGGCUUGGAGCCACAGUACAGUGGUGGCAGUUGGUGCGGACUCGACACCCGAGAAUCUAGCCAGUCCACUUAUGUGGUUGUGCAUGAUGAUGAAGAUGAAUUCCCUGGGACACAAAGGUGCAGACCGACUUGUUCUUUACGCUGGAAGGGACAAGAUGAGCUCUGCAUGGUCUGUGGUGAUAAGGCGUCAGGAUAUCACUAUAAUGCACUUACCUGUGAGGGCUGCAAAGGUUUUUUCCGACGUAGCAUUACCAAAAAUGCAGUGUAUUCCUGCAAGAACGGCGGCCACUGUGAAAUGGACAUGUACAUGCGCAGAAAGUGCCCAGAGUGCAGACUGAAAAAGUGUAAGGCGGUGGGGAUGUUGGCGGAAUGUUUGCUCACAGAGAUCCAAUGUAAGUCAAAGAGACUUCGCAAGAACUUUAAGCACGGGCCUACCCUGUCCUCGGCCAUCCAAGCGGAAGAUGAAGGAGUAGACAUGAAACACGUGUCAUCCACCUCUAGAUCUGGAAAAGGGGCUCAGGACGACAUGACUCUAACUGCAGAGGAACGUCGCCUUCUGAAUACCGUAGUGACUGCUCAUCGAAAGUCCAUGGUUCCUGUAGGGGAAAUAAGUGCACUUCUGCAGGAGUAUUCCAACCCUGAACUAAGUUUUUUGAGACUCUCAGAGGCAUCAAUCCUGCAUGCACAUUGGCUAAUGAAAUUUACCAAGGGACUCCCAGGAUUUGAAAAUUUAACUGCUGAGGAUCAGACUGCAUUACAGAAAGAGUCAAAAACUGAAGUGAUGUUUCUUCAUGUAGCCCAGCUUUAUGGUACUGUGAGACCAGCAAAGCCCUCAGCUGGGACACUGGAGGUGCAUAAUCAUAGGGGUGAUGAACGUGUUUAUUCUUCGGAAAACUUUUUCAAGGAAGGCUACCCUUCGGCCACUCUAACCGGUAUUACUAGAGAAUUCAUUGCUUCACUGUCUUACUUCUACAGAAGAAUGGGAGAACUUAAUAUAACGGAUACUGAAUAUGCUCUGCUUACAGCGACUACAGUGCUUUUCUCAGAUCGUCCAUACCUUAAAAAUAAGCAGCACGUAGAAAACCUACAAGAACCAGUCCUGCAACUUUUGUUUAAGUAUUCAAAAAUGUAUCAUCCAGAAGACCCACAGCACUUCGCUCACCUCAUAGGGAGGCUUACUGAGCUGAGGACUCUGAGUCACAGCCACUCUGAAAUCCUUAGCACUUGGAAAACAAAGGACCCCAGGUUGGUUAUGCUAUUCUCUGAGAAAUGGGAUUUGCACUCACUCUAUUGA